Messenger RNA from Scomber japonicus (chub mackerel), 3102 nucleotides. It is a transcript of the gene pink1, whose product is annotated as PTEN induced kinase 1. The record is from RefSeq and is a predicted model, not a curated record. NCBI's taxonomy places the organism in Eukaryota, Metazoa, Chordata, Actinopteri, Scombriformes, Scombridae. The transcript has 8 exons. Gene Ontology annotation, biological process: positive regulation of mitochondrial fission; autophagy of mitochondrion; regulation of apoptotic process. Gene Ontology annotation, molecular function: ATP binding; protein serine/threonine kinase activity. Bases 83 to 1813 code for a protein of 576 amino acids. Gene Ontology annotation, cellular component: mitochondrion.
GUGUCCUUGCUGAGGCAGCGGAAGUCUGACUGACACAAACUGACUCUAAAAACCAGCGUAAUAUUACCUUCCCGGGUAAAUUAUGUCUGUGAAACACGCCAUUAGCCGGGGGCUCGAGAUGGGCCGGUCGGUCUUCCAGCUGGGUCUCCUUAAAUCUGGAGGCCGAGUGGCAGCAAAGCUCCGAGCUGACCGUUUCCGUGUAGGCCCGUCGGUCCGCAGCGCUCAGCCUCAGGCUUUCCUGCCGUCUCGGUACCGGUAUUACCGGACCUCACUGAGGGGCCUGGCGGCGCAGCUCCAGUCCGCCGGUUUCAGGAGGAUGAUGGGCGGCGGAUCCCCGAGAAACAGAGCCGUGUUUUUGGCUUUCGGUCUCGGUGUGGGACUCAUCGAGCAGCAGCUUGAGGAUGACCGGAGGAGUGCUGCGACAUGCCAGGAGAUACAGGCUGUGUUUAGCAAGAAAAGAUUUCAGACUCCUCUUAAGCCGUUUACCUCAGGAUACAAACUGGAGGAUUACAUUAUUGGGAACCAGAUCGGGAAAGGUUCGAAUGCAGCUGUGUACGAGGCUGCAGCUCGGUUUGCCCCUCCGAAGGAAAGCAACAGGAAGUGCUCCCUGGUGCAGCUGAGAGAAGAUGAAGAGGAAGGGGAGAUGUCUCGAUCUCUGACCUGCUGCUCCUCGCUGAGAAACUUCCCUUUGGCCGUCAAGAUGAUGUGGAAUUUCGGGGCGGGAUCGUCAAGCGAGGCCAUAUUAAAAUCCAUGUCCCAGGAGCUGGUGCCUGCUGGCCCCCUGGCUUUGAAGCAGGAAAAAGAGCAAAUAACUCUGGAUGGACAUUUUGGAGACCUGCCCAAAAGAGUGUCAGCACACCCAAAUGUGAUCAGAGUGUACCGGGCUUUCACAGCAGACGUCCCUUUGCUGCCAGGUGCUCGGGAAGAGUAUCCGGAUGUGUUGCCAGCCAGACUGAACCCUGCUGGUCUGGGCAAUAACCGCACUCUUUUCCUGGUCAUGAAGAAUUAUCCAUGCACGCUGCGACAGUACCUAGAAGUGUCCACACCCGGCCGCAAGCAGAGCUCCAUGAUGUUGCUGCAGCUCCUCGAGGGGGUCGACCAUUUGUGCAGACAGGGUGUUGCUCACAGGGAUCUCAAAUCAGACAACGUGCUCUUGGAGUUUGACUCAGACGGCUGCCCUCAUCUGGUGAUUACUGACUUUGGCUGCUGCUUGGCUCAGAAUGACUCUAGUCUGCAGCUGCCCUUCAACAGCAUGUGGGUCAACAGAGGAGGGAAUGCCUCCUUAAUGGCCCCUGAGGUUUCCAGUGCGCUUCCAGGGUCUGGAGUGGUGAUCGACUACAGCAAGGCAGAUGCCUGGGCUGUGGGUGCCAUCGCCUAUGAGAUAUUCGGCCAGCAUAACCCGUUCUAUCGACCAGUGGCAUUAGAGAGCAGGAGUUACCAGGAGAAGCAACUUCCUGCUCUGCCCUCCAGUGUUCCAGCUGAUGUCCAGUUAGUGGUUGGAUUACUCCUCAGGAGAGACCCAAGCAUGCGCCCCAGUGCUCGUGUGGCAGCUAACAUGCUUCAUCUCAGCCUCUGGGGACGGAAGGCACUGGCCAAUCAGGACAGCACAGGCAUGAGGAAGUUGGCUGAUUGGCUGCUGUGCCAAUCUGCUGUGGUUCUCCUGAGGGGCUGUAGCGGACCCAGUGGGAACACUGUGGAGGCGGAGCUUCAAAGGAGCUUCCUGUCUAACCUGGACCUGGAGGACCUUCGCACCGCUGUGGGAUUCCUCCUCUAUGGGCGAGAGCAGCGUCAGGCCUGCAUACUGUCUGCAUAGAUCCACUAUCACUCACUCAAACACAUAACUUAGACCUCCUGUUAUGGAUAAACUGAGCCUCAUAUUUAGUCAGACACCUAUAUUUGUAACAUUUAUAGUAUGAGCUUUUAAAUCGAAUGGCUCUAAAGGCAAACUCCUUUGACACUCUUACACUGUUAAUCAUAAUAUGAUACUUUCAGUGUAUUCCAACAGCUAUUGUGAAUUAUCAAGUGUUCACCUGGUCACCUCUAAACCAGUAUAGUCUAUUCCUACUGGAGCUGCUGAUCCACAUUUCCUAGUAUGUGUUCUCACAAUUUCAUGAAUUGGUCGCACCCAGCAUGAAAAACAAAGUGCUACUAGUUCCUCUUACGGAAAGGGAUCCUGGACUGUUGAGGCUGUUGCUGGAGAAAUAAGCUUGGUUCUUUGCUAUAAUGAAUUUCUAAUUGGUUUGUAAUAACUAAAUAAGCCAAGAAAUGCAAGGUGUCAAUGGAUACUGGCAUGUCUGCUAUAAGAGAGGGUAUUUAAUUUGACAAGCUCUUAAGCACUUUUUAGAUAUUUUUUUAGGCAAGACCCCACAAACAUACCUGUGUGUUUGAUGGAAAUUGGUCUGUGUACAAGAUUUGGACUGAUAAAGAUGAACGUCAAUGCAGAUAUUUUAAAAUAAAGCAAUAUACAGAACCUGUCAGACCCUACUGUGUAGGGCUACAUAGGUUUUACACAUUUUACAGGUACUAUUCAGUCCUUAAAAAGCUCAUAUGUCCAUCAAACUGUAAUCAAACAGCUGGUUGCAAGUGAGUGUCUGUAGCACUUACUUGUUCACCUAUUCUGCACAACAUAAUGCAUGUAAAAACCACCCUGACAUGUUACUUCACAGUAAUCGCAUCAGUGAUGAUAAAUAGUAUUGAUCGACCUCAAGGAUGUAAUUUAGUUUUUUUUUGCUGUGAUUUGCACUUUAUGUCCAUGUUUGCACUUGCUCAGAAUCUUUGUUCCAGCUACCUUGUGUUUGUUCAUUGCUACAGUUCUCUAUAACACCUAUUAUACUUUGGUGAAUUAUGAAAUAAUAAUGCCAAAACCCAUGACUUGAAUAUAGUGAUUUAACCCUCCGAACAUCACUGAAAUCAACACUAGUCAGUUAAGCCUAUAGUUUUGGCAUUAUAACAUGCAUCAUAUAAUACCAUAUAAUCAUUUGGUUUGCUGGGAUACAAGAUAGAGAAUUGGCAUUGUUUUCAUAUGAAAGAUGGUGAGAAAUAUUUUGGAUAAGUGUAGAUUUUUCUGCUGUGUUUUAGAAUAAAAAUAUCUGUCUGAAAUGA